AUGAAUUCAGUUUUAGGAUCUCAGGAUUUCUGCAUCAAGCAAGGUGGAUGGCAAAAACGAUUUAUGCACUUAAAAUUGUUCUCUUCACUAAACAUGUCUCAACGAAAAUUGAAAGAAAUGAAAAGGGUUGCACAUUUUAUCAGCCUCAUAUAUGUUCGCUUUUGGCACGAAGCAAUUGUGAGUCAAUGGGCUCCAAAAAAUGAUUUGGAUAUGCUGCAGCUUCUGAAUAUUUACCCAGAUAUAGAAGUCAAAGAAAGUGCUCCUACUGUUGCUAAGAGACACUUGUGGUAUUUGUCAGAAACAAACGUGGGAUUGGCUUUUUUGGAUAAACGUAUUAGUUAG
This is a messenger RNA of Psylliodes chrysocephalus, 342 nucleotides long. The record is from the annotation of a GenBank genome assembly. NCBI's taxonomy places the organism in Eukaryota, Metazoa, Arthropoda, Insecta, Coleoptera, Chrysomelidae.